This is a messenger RNA of Ceratina calcarata, 7374 nucleotides long. RefSeq names its product Host cell factor (gene Hcf). Gene Ontology annotation, cellular component: histone methyltransferase complex. Gene Ontology annotation, molecular function: transcription coactivator activity; protein binding. Bases 646 to 5367 code for a protein of 1573 amino acids. Lineage: Eukaryota; Metazoa; Arthropoda; Insecta; Hymenoptera; Apidae. The record is from RefSeq and is a predicted model, not a curated record. The transcript has 7 exons. Gene Ontology annotation, biological process: chromatin remodeling; regulation of DNA-templated transcription.
CAGAUCUUCUCAUCGGUGUAUGGAAUUAUGAUAAGAGAUGGAAUUAUGCUUGUUUUCUUAAAAAUGGCUUAACAAGUCAUGGACGAGAGGAUUCAACAGAAAUGUAUUAUUAAAGCUAUUAUUUAGUUAGCAUAGUAACACGGAAAGUGCACUGUUGCUCGGGACAAUCGACGACCACCGGGUGGGCGAACUAGAAGAUGCAAAACCAGUGCCGUAAACAUCGUGAACGUAAAUAUACGGUGUGCGUUCUGUGUAUACGUGUUACGUUACAGACGUCGUCUUCUGUAUCGUGUAGAAUUUUCAUGAUUCUUAUCGAGAGUAUAUUGGUCGUACUUCAGGUUUGUGUGAGCCGCUCAGCCGAGGCAAGUUAAUUGUCAGAGGUGGACAGUUUCGAGCCAGGUUAUAUACCCUGAGAGAUGCACGGUAUUGACAGUGGUGAGAAUAUCAAGAAGAAGUAGUUGAGUUUUCGUUGGGUGUGUGUGAACCAUCGAAGUCGGCCGAGAGGCGGUCGCGUGUCGUGAACAUUGGUGGUACGCGGGUUGAGAGAAAAGGGUACUCGAUCGCCGAAACCCGUCGGGCGUCCCACUGCUCUAGGGGUAACACGGUGGGUGCAUAGCUGCGCGGUAUGAAAAAAUGAUGUGAUCGAUGGUCAUCAUGGCGGCACCCAUGCUAAAGUGGAAGCGGAUCACAAAUCCGUCCGGACCCCAGCCAAGACCCAGACAUGGACACAGGGCAGUUGCUCUUAAGGACCUCAUGGUCGUUUUCGGCGGUGGAAACGAAGGCAUCGUCGAUGAGCUUCAUGUCUAUAAUACGACGACCAAUCAAUGGUUUGUACCAUCGACAAAAGGUGAUAUACCACCUGGCUGUGCUGCAUAUGGAUUCGUCGUUGAUGGAAGUCGAAUUUUAGUCUUUGGGGGUAUGGUAGAAUAUGGAAAAUAUUCGGAUGAACUUUAUGAGCUUCAAGCGGUCCGAUGGGAAUGGAAGAAAUUGAGACCGAGACCACCGGAAAAUGAUCCACCCCCCUGUCCCCGACUGGGACAUAGUUUUACCCUUAUCGGCAACCGAGUUUUCCUUUUCGGAGGCUUGGCCAAUGAUAGUGAAGAUCAUAAGAAUAAUAUACCAAGAUAUCUGAAUGAUUUGUAUACCCUUGAACUACUUCCUAACGGGCUGACAGCUUGGGACGUGCCACAAACCCAUGGCCAUGCACCACCACCCAGGGAAUCUCAUACCGGGGUCUCUUAUACGGAUAGUAAAACGGGAAAAACUUGUUUAGUAAUUUACGGCGGUAUGAGUGGCUGCCGUUUAGGUGAUCUGUGGUACCUAGACGUCGAUUCGAUGACUUGGCACAAACCAGAGGUCGGUGGACCUAAUCCGUUGCCGCGCUCCCUUCAUACUGCCACGUUAAUUGGACAUCGAAUGUACGUGUUCGGAGGAUGGGUACCACUCGUUUUUGAGGACGUCAAGGUUGCGACACACGAGAAGGAAUGGAAGUGCACAAAUACAUUGGCUUGUUUAAAUAUAGAGACUUGGACGUGGGAGGAGUUAACGGUUGACACCCUAGAAGAAAAUGUUCCUCGCGCACGUGCUGGUCACUGCGCAAUCGGGAUGCAUAAUAAACUAUACGUAUGGUCCGGUCGAGACGGAUAUCGCAAAGCUUGGAACAAUCAGGUUAGGGUGUGUUGUAAAGAUUUGUGGUACCUCGAGGUCGGUAAGCCAUCGGCGCCAUCCAAGUUGAACUUAGUCAGAGCCAGUUUGCAAGCGUUGGAGAUUCAAUGGACGCCGGUCCCAUCCGCACAAUACUACAUAUUGCAAAUUCAGAAAUGCAAACCGACAGCGGCGACCGGAACCACGUUCCCUACGGUCGGCACCCCGGCAACCGCCGCGACGCCUACUACAACAUCGGCGAUGGUCACCCUCGCGACCGAUUCAGCUACAUCUUCACCCAUCACCGCUGUCCCAGAGCUUCCUCAAACACCAACAACCCCGACUGUCAGACCGUCCAUACCUCCGCAAACUCCGGUCCGAGUUCAGUCGGCUGUACAAAGUCCAGUUCAGAAACCAGUACCAUCACCAGCUGUACCGAAACCGUCGAGCCCGAUGACUCCAAGAGUAGCCGGAAAUCUGAUCAGAAUCCGUUCUCCCUUAGUUACAACUGCGCCAGCGGCAACUACUACCGUUACCGCAGUCGCGACCGCUGCCGUCGUUGCGCCUGCUGCGUCCGCCGUUGUUACUCCUGUCGAGCAAACGCCGACUUCGAACGCUGCAGUGGCCAGUCAAACACCGGCGGCUAUGUCGGGAAUCGCUGCGCUGGCUGCCGCGGCUGCGGCUACUCCGAAAAUAAAUAUGAACAACGUACCGAUUAUUCCGCAAUCGACGACCAACACGAUCAGGAUGAAGAGCGUUCAGGCCGGUCAGCAGAUACGUUUCGCCGCGCCCGGUGCGACGGUACUGCGUACGGCCACGGCGCCGCAAAGCAAGCAGAUCAUCCUACAGAAACCGGGACAAAAUAUACCUGGUCAACCCCAAGUCGUGCACCUGCUUAAAACAAGUCAGGGUAUGGUAGCAACGAAAGCUGUGAGUCUCAUCCCUGGCAAGCCUGUCCAAGCGACGGGUGCCAAACCGCUUAAUCAAGGACCGACGAUAUUGAGAUUAGUAAAUCCCAACACCGUCCAAGGCUCAAAAAUUAUUACCACUAUGAAAACGUCUAGCAUCGUCGCGAUGAGUAAAGGACAGAACAUCAGCGGUAAACAAACGAUAAUGAUUACGAAACCCGGUGGUAACGGCGGACUCGUCGGUCGCAAUCAAAUAAUAGUAGUAACAACAGGAUCUGGGUUAAGAGCCGUGCAAGCAGUUACGACUUCUCAAGCUGGUAGCGGUCAGACAGCUAAUAUUACGACACCCGUAAAUGUUUUACCUCUGUCUGCUACUAAUCACGUAACGAAUCAACAAGCAGUGAAGAUGAUCGUCGUAUCAUCGGGCGCUAUGGGUGGUGGUACCACUGGGAAACCUAUUACAAUCACGGUUCCAGGCCAGGGAGGUGUCCCGAAAACCGUGACCAUCGCUACCAAGGGAAGCCCACAAGCAAUCUUCAAUCCUGGCAAGAGCCAAAUCGUCACUAUGCCACAGAUACAGAAAACACCGGAGACCGUGACAGUGGCUGGUAAACCUGUGACGUUGCAAAUGCCCGGAGGUGCUAAAACUGUUACACUCAUGCCUACGAGUAGCACGAUAGCGACUACCUCGAGCGCAUCGGAGACGAUAGAUACGAGUAAAAUGUUAUUCGUUCCAUCGCAGAAACAACCAUCAGCUACAUUGGCAUCGACAUCCGACGGCCCUGCAACUACAGACGCAGCGCUAGCCGCGUUGGCUGCAGAGGCAGGUUUGAUCGAUCCGGUACAAGAACCUUCCGGCGAUCUUUCAUUCAUGGUGUCUACAGACGACGGCGGCGCGGGGGAUAGUAAAAUGGAAGACAAUUGCAACGGCGACGAGACCACCACUGCAGCCGCUUUAGUUUCUCAAAUUGGAGCCGGCGAAACCAUGCAAAUCGACAGAGACGGGAACUUCUUGAUCCCUCAAGUCGACGGCGCGGCGGAUCUGCUUCUGUCUGACGACGACGAGGAAAACGAGAAGAUCGAUUUAACAGACGAUCCCGCGUUAGAAAAUCAAGAGGAGACGCAGAACACGGAUUCAGCGAGCAUGGAGCAGGACGCAGAACCCGUGCCGGCGGAGUCUGUGCCGAUGGAAGACGAACCUGCCAUAAAAGACGAGUCGCUUGAAGAUACAUCUGAACUUCCUGCUUCCGCAAACGCUGCGGAAGACGUUCCGAUAGAAGCAGAGCCUUCCGAGCAAGCGGAUGAGAACGAAGCACCUGCCGAGGAUACAAACGAGCCGGAGGCAACGAGUGAACAUGACGUGAAAAUGGAGAACAGCUCUUUAAACGAGGAUGUACAAAUGAAAGUAGAAGAUUCUAUGCAGGAUCACGCGGAAGCUUCGUCAGAAGACGCGUCUAUGCCAGAUGCCAUGGAAUUACCAGAGAACGAAGAAAGCGAAGAACCUGGCAAUAUGAAGAUCUUAGCGAUGGACACGUACAGUCCUGAAGAAAAGUCGGCUGCACCAGAACACUUGUCGACGGAAGAUAGUAUAUCGCAGCCUUCCCAAGAAGAGAAUCAGAUAGAUAAAAUAAAGAGCGAAAUUACGGACACACCGAUGGAUAUCCCGGAAGAUCGGAUGGAGGGAUUGGAAGAUAAUGAUGAACCGAUGGUUACCGCCGAAUCGAAUUUAACAUCUGCCAAUGUUAAUAUUCCUAUUACAACGACGGCUAUCAUGCAAAUAAAAUUAGAGCAUCCCGUCGAGUUGCAUAAACAAGAGAAACUUCCCGAACCAACACCACCGGUAACAUCUGUUAACAACGUCGCGAUACUCGAAAAGGAAAUGGAUAUUCAGAAAGCGGUGAAUCCGGUAAAGAUAGAAAUAAAAUCUGAAGAACCUGCCAAGAAAGAUACGCCACAGCAAGAAAAAAUGAAUGGAACCAGAGCGGAGAACGGAGACGAUUCUACGGCGUUGACCACGUUGGCUACGGCUGCCUUGGGUUCAGCGGAACAGCCGAUGAAAAUAAAGCCUGAUCAGACUGAGAAAGAAAAGAAAGAAGAAGAGUGGUACGACGUGGGAGUGACACAAGAGUCGAGAUUCACUGUACAACAUUAUUAUUUGCCUGGCGACGAUCCUUUAGAUAUAACGCAACCAUUGACGAUGGACGUUUUCGAAGGGAGAACCAAGGUUCCUUUAGAACAAGGAACCAUUUAUAAGCUCAGAAUUGCUGCUGUGAAUAGUUGUGGACAAAGCGAUUGGAGCGAGGUAUCUGCGUUCAGGACGUACGUACCCGGGUUCCCUGGGGCGCCUAGCGCCAUAAAGAUUAGUAAAACGGCAGACGGUGCUCAUAUCUCGUGGGAGCCACCGCCGAACAGAAACGACGGACCCAUUUUAGAAUAUUCUGCCUACAUAGCGAUGGCGAACGCCGCGUCGAACAAUAACGGAGAACCAAAGACAACCGCGACGAAUUCGAACUUAACAUUCACUAAAUUCUACUGCGGUACAAACAAUUCUUGUUCAGUGUCUAAUAGUUCCCUUAGUGCCGCAUACGUCGAUACGACUAGAACACCGGCCAUAAUAUUUAGAAUAGCAGCUCGAAACGUGAAAGGGUACGGGCCAGCGACGCAAGUCAGGUGGUUACAACAAGCAUCCGUAGGAUCAUCGGACGCCACCAACUUCUUGGAGAACAACCCUCAAGUGAAGAGACGCGGUGUAAAUAUACGCUUACAAGGAAGCUCUCCACAGAAGAAGGUGAAACUAAAGAGACCAAGUAGCUAACUUUUCGUGAGCCUGUUUCUCCGUGACCUCUUACAGCCCAAAUAUCCAAACAGCGCUAUUCAUUAUUUAAUUUCCGCUGGUACACACGCCUAACAACGACGAUGAAACAGUAUAUUUCUUCAUAUUAAAAAACGACGUGACAUUACGAGUAAAACGAAAGAAACGAAUGCACGAUAUUAUAGAGCAAUGGAAGAGGUGUCCAUAGCUAAACAUUGAGGUAUAUAAAGCAUAAGGGUUCAAACAAAAAAAAAGAAGUAUUUUAAAUGUUCUAUAUAUGAAUACAAGGUCUUUCUAUACUGCGUUUUCUGACUCACCGUUAUUCUCCUAUUCCUUCGCGGGCACGCGACAAUUUUUCUGUAAAGAUACAACCACGGCGAGUGCGCAUUAACAAACAGCGCGGUGGUUUAUUCUCGAGUUGAACAAAGUUUUUCCACGUUUAUAAAUGCUUUCAUACGAAUGUCGUAACAUAUCGAUGAUGACAGAGAACGCUUACAUCGCCUCUUUCGUACAUAAUUUCAUCCGGCAUAGAUCAGUCUUAUUUUCUGCUACCCAAGUGAACAUAAUACAGUCGUAAAUCGAGAUAAAGCGAAGCGACCUUGCCCGAUAAUUUUGUUCUUCAAUUUUGUAAGGAAGCGUUCAUUUCGUUUCGCUCACGAAAUUCUGCGACCCGAUGAUGCAAAAGUGUAACAAAAAUUUUAUUUCCCUUGUACAGGACAUCGGUGCUAGAUUUUAUUCUGAUUACUUUUGUUACUGCCAAUCGCGCGGAAAUGCAUAUAGAAUCGAUGCACGAGAAAGGAGCACGUAGUGUAAAAUUCUUUUAAAUGCAGAGAUUUCGAUUGCUUUGAAACAUGAGGCGAGGGAUAUAAAUUGUAAAAAUGGGAGGAUAUAAGUUUAAUAUAAUUCACGUUUUCGUUAACGAAAAUUCGAAUUCGGUUGAAAAACCAUUAAAUACCUUGGAGAGUAAAUGAAUUUGAAGAAAGUUAAUAUUUUUAUAUGGCAACGAAAUAAUUAUUUGAAUAGUGUAUCAUUAUUAUAAUAUAUUACGUCUAAUGUAAUGUUUAAUCCUUUAAGAUACUAAGUCAAGGAAUAAGUAUAAAGAAAAGGAAAAAGUUUAUAGACAGAAUAAAUAAAACGAACGGUUAAUUUUUUAAAGGAACGUUCAGCAUCUUCAGUUUUUUUUUUCAGCAUAAUAUAACUUUAAUCGAUGUAAUCGAACUGCUUUUAAAACCGCGGAUUAAUGAAAGCCAGCGAAUCGUUAAAAAGAAAAAAACGAGAGACGAUUCGCUCUUACGAUUAGACAGCUUGGGGCUAUGUUGAACAUGCAAUAAUUUAAGCGCACAUUUUAUUUUUAGAAUUAUUCAUACGAUCCUUCUGUUAUUUGCUUCUAGCUUAAGCAUUAACAUAGUGUUUUAAACUCUCUUAAUAUGUUACGCUAAAACUUUACGUAAUACCUUAGAAAAUAGCAUAUUGAAAAUGUGUUGAUAAAUGGGAAGAAGCUUGAGGACUAAUAACUUUCAUUUGGCAUUACGCUGCGUUUUAACCACGGUAUUUUAAUUUCAGAUUUGUUUAACAAACGAAUCGACUAGUUGACGAAAAGUUAUUGGCUCACGCAUCUUCUUUUGUAAGUUUUGUUGAACCGUAAACGAGAAUAGUAUCGUGCUCAUUUAUCCCGCAGAUGGAAAUUAUUUUCAAAUGUACGUAUGUGUGGUACGACAUUCUGUUCUAUCCAAAUGUAUCGAAACAAUAUUCGUAAUAUCCCAAGCAUGAUAAAGAAACUAUGAAUAAAUAUAGAAAAAGUAUAUCUUAUAUAUGAAAUAUUCGUUAUUUCACUAUACGCGACUUUUAUAACAUGAAUGUGUACUUACACUGUAGAUACAUGCAUCUCUAAACUAACUGUACCUAUACUAAAAUUACUAAAAAAAAGACAUAUUAAAUAUCAUUUUAUCAUAUAAGUAAGAGUGUCACAAUCUAUACCUUGUUAAAUAAAACGAUCGCUGCGAGUUUCAA